This is a messenger RNA of Phodopus roborovskii (desert hamster), 2461 nucleotides long. RefSeq names its product UDP-GlcNAc:betaGal beta-1,3-N-acetylglucosaminyltransferase 7 (gene B3gnt7). The transcript has 2 exons. Bases 207 to 1400 code for a protein of 397 amino acids. Gene Ontology annotation, cellular component: membrane. Lineage: Eukaryota; Metazoa; Chordata; Mammalia; Rodentia; Cricetidae. The record is from RefSeq and is a predicted model, not a curated record. Gene Ontology annotation, molecular function: hexosyltransferase activity.
GGUUUGAGCGCAGUCGCUGUCCCCACCGUGAGCCGGGGCGCGAAGGGUUAACGUACCUGGGCCGCCGCCCCUGCGGCCCCUCCUCCAGCCUCCGGGAAAAGAAAGUCUCAGCGGGGGCCCGGCCUGGCCCUGUCCCGCCGUCCCCAGCCGCGGCGGCCAGAGCUGUGAUCCGUGUGCGCCGCUCAACCGCCCUGGACCGGGCCGCCAUGUCUCUGUGGAAGAAAACCCUCUACAAGAGUGUGUGCCUGGCUCUGGCCCUCCUUGUGGCUAUCACCGUAUUCCAGCGCAGUGUGACUCCUGGCCAAUUUCUGCAGGAUCCUCUACCGCCUACGCUGGGGCCACCCAAAACUGGAAAUGUGAUCAAUUCCAACAGCUUCUGGAAGAGUUCAAAGGAUGUAGCGGCUCCCACCCCCAUAGCCCCUCGGGGACCCCAGGCCUGGGAUGUGAUUAGCACGAAUUGUUCUGUUAACAUCAACCUGACCCAUCAGCCCUGGUUCCAUACUCUUGAGCCACAUUUCCAGCAGUUUCUAUCCUAUCGCCAUUGCCGCUAUUUUCCCAUGUUGCUGAACCACCCAGAGAAGUGUGAAGGUGACAUCUAUCUGCUGGUGGUCGUCAAGUCAAUCAUAACCCAGCAUGAUCGCCGAGAGGUCAUCCGACAGACCUGGGGACACGAGUGGGAGUCAGCAGGGCAGGGCAGGGGUGCUGUGCGCACCCUCUUCCUGCUGGGCACAGCCUCCAAGCAAGAGGAGCGGACCCACUAUCAGCAGCUGCUGGCCUAUGAGGACCGUCUCUAUGGUGACAUCCUACAGUGGGACUUCCUUGACAGCUUCUUCAACCUGACCCUCAAGGAAAUCCAUUUCCUUAAGUGGCUUGACAUUUAUUGCCCCAAUGUCCCCUUCAUCUUCAAAGGUGAUGAUGAUGUGUUUGUCAACCCUACCAACCUGCUUGAGUUUCUGUCUGACAGGCAGCCCCAGGAGAACCUAUUUGUAGGCGAUGUCCUGAAGCACGCUCGGCCCAUCCGCAGAAAAGAGAACAAAUACUACAUCCCCACCGUCAUGUACAGCAAGUCCACCUACCCGCCCUAUGCUGGAGGUGGGGGUUUUCUCAUGUCCGGUAGCCUAGCUCGGCAUCUCCACCAUGCAUGUGACACACUGGAGCUCUUUCCUAUUGAUGACGUUUUCCUGGGCAUGUGCUUGGAGGUGUUGGGGGUGCAGCCCACAGGCCACGAGGGCUUCAAGACCUUUGGCAUCUCUCGGGUCCGAGGCAGCCGCAUGAACAAGGAACCCUGCUUCUACCGUGCCAUGCUGGUGGUACACAAGCUGCUGCCUGCUGAGCUGCUGGCCAUGUGGGAUCUGGUGCACAGCAAUCUCACCUGUUCCCUCAAGUUCCAGGUGCUCUAAUGUUGCUGGGCCAGCAACAUGUUUGCCCUCAAGUCUUGGGGUCCUGGGGCCGGAGCUACGGUGCAUGGCGUAGUCUUUGGUCCCAUGUGGGAGGUGAAGGGUCUGGGCCUUCUGUGCCCCUGGGUGUGGUGUGGUACAGACAGCCAGAGAGGAACUCCCAGCAAUUCCCAGAAAGUGAGGCCCGGCUGGAACUUCCCUGACUGAAGGUCAUCUGAGGACCUGGAUCCUCCUAGCCUAGGCCUGUAGCCUGGCCUUUCUAUCCUGAUAAGGGACCCCGGUGGUCUCUGCAGGAACUUCUGCUCAGGUACCUGGGCUAGGCCUGGCCCCAGUGGGACUGUGGCUGUCUCCUGUCAUCACAGGAGAGUCCCUUUCUGUGAAAUGCCUCUGGCUCCCUGAAGGCCAGGCAGCCAUUGUGGGAGCUCAGCCCUGUGCGGGUCCACAGGUGUCCCCUCGUCCACACCCCUGGAUCUCCCAAAAGUCAAGCCCCAUAGGCUUUCAGUACAACCCCAGGCUUCCCUAGAGUCUGCUGCAAAGGCAGCCUCCUGGCUCUGUGCGCUUGUCCAGAAGCCUGACCGGCCACUCGACUACCUCAGCACCCCUCUAAACCUCACUGUGGGCACAGCCCCACCCUGCAUCCCGACACAGGGCAAAAGAGCUGUGCUCCUGCCCCCCCCAGGCACAGCAAUACCUGACUACAGCCCAAGCCAGGCUUCACCCUCGCAGCUCACCCACACUGACACCCUGGCCAGAAACGGGCCCGUUUGGCCCCAGAUGUUGAUAUUCUUCUAUUACUGUGAAGUUUUAUUUAUGAAAAAUUGGAAGGUGACAACUCCAGGCCUUGGGAGGUGGUACCCUCCUCCUCUCUCUACACUCCCCUUCGGCAGCCCUGUCCACCAUCUAGCACCUUUACCUUUCAGCCCCACUCUGAGCUCUCCCUCCUCCGGGGCCUACACAGACGAUUUCCCCUGUGAAAGAAUGCCACCUCCCACCUCGCUCAGACUGGGGUCACCCGGGAAAGAUGGACAUCAUUAGUUUCUCAAUAAAACUGGACUGGUUGCUGA